This is a messenger RNA of Brassica oleracea var. oleracea, 1657 nucleotides long. RefSeq names its product aspartic proteinase Asp1. The transcript is spliced from 6 exons. Gene Ontology annotation, molecular function: aspartic-type endopeptidase activity. The record is from RefSeq and is a predicted model, not a curated record. Gene Ontology annotation, biological process: proteolysis. NCBI's taxonomy places the organism in Eukaryota, Viridiplantae, Streptophyta, Magnoliopsida, Brassicales, Brassicaceae. The coding region runs from base 185 to 1570 and encodes 461 amino acids.
AGCAAAAACCUCUCUUUCAACUUGCAACUUGCAACUUGCAACUUGCGAGCAGUUAAAAGUGAGAUACUCUCUCUCUAUAUAUAUAUAAACAAGAGUAGCAGCAGCAGUAGCAGAAAGUGUCAAAACUUUUUCUCCUCCGAAAAGGAAACCUUCCUUGGGAUCUGGAGAAAAAGUAAUCAUCACGAUGAAUCCCAAAAGCCAGACAGUAAACAUCUUUCCAGCUGUCUUCUUCUUCCUCCUCCUCUGUGCUCAACAACCUUCUCAAGCUACCAAAGACUCCUCCAAGGGACAGGUCAAGCUACAGAACCGCCGUCUCGGCUCCUCCGUCGUCUUCCCCGUCUCGGGCAACGUUCACCCUCUCGGGUACUAUUAUGUGUUGCUCAACAUAGGGAACCCACCUAAGCUCUUUGACUUGGACAUUGACACUGGCAGUGACCUCACUUGGGUUCAGUGCGAUGCUCCCUGCAACGGUUGCACAAAGCCACGUGAUAGUCAGUACAAGCCUAAUCACAACACUUUACCCUGCUCCCACCUCCUUUGUUCUGGCCUAGACCUUCCUCAGAGCAAACCUUGUGACGACCCUGAGGACCAGUGUGACUACGAGAUUGGCUACUCAGACCACGCUUCCUCCGUUGGCGUUCUCGUCUCUGACGAGUUCCCUCUCAGGCUCGAGAACGGCUCCACUAUGCAUCCCCACUUGACCUUCGGAUGCGGGUACGAUCAGCAGAGCCCUGGCCCACACCCUCCACCUCCAACAGCCGGGAUCCUCGGCCUCGGCCGUGGCAAAGUAAGCAUCUCCUCGCAGCUCAGCUCCUUGGGUGUAACCAAGAACGUGAUCGUGCAUUGCUUGAGCCGUGACGGUAAAGGCGGCUUUCUCUCUAUCGGAGACGAGCUUGUUCCUUCCUAUGGUGUCACAUGGACUUCGCUGGCUCUCAAGCCGCCUAGUAAAAACUACAAGACGGGACCAGCGGAGAUUCUCUUUGACGACAAGGCCACUGGUGUCAAAGGCGUUAGCUUCGUUUUCGAUAGUGGGAGCUCCUACACUUACUUCAACGCCGAGGCGUACCAAGCGGUUCUUGAGCUUGUGAGAAAGGACUUGAAGGGGAAGGCUUUGAAGGAUAGUAAGGAAGAUAAGAGCUUACCGGUGUGUUGGAAAGACAAAAGGGCUUUGAAGUCGGUGCAUGAUGUGAAGAAAUACUUCAGGACGAUUAGUUUACGGUUUGGUGGGAGUCAGAAGAACGGUCAGGUGUUUCAGAUUCCUCCAGAGUCUUAUCUCAUCAUCACUGAAAAGGGAAACGUGUGUUUGGGGAUUCUAAACGGAACUGAGAUUGGGCUUGAGAACUACAACAUCAUUGGGGACAUAUCUUUUCAAGGGAUAAUGGUGAUCUACGACAAUGAGAAGCAGAGGAUCGGAUGGAUCCCUUCAGACUGUGACAAGCUUCCCAGUGUGGGUCAAGACAAUGGAGGAGACUUGUCUGAGGAGGAGGCUUAUCCGAGAGGCUUUGGUUUGAUAGGAGAUCUCUUCUCAGGAACUGAUGCUUCUAAGUACAGGAAAGAUGGAGAGCUUUGACACCAGAGAAGAAGAGUCUUUACUAGUAGUGAAAUAAGGAUGUUUUGUUAAGCUGUUUUCAUAGAAACAAGGGAUUUUUUUGAGUAU